AUGAAACCUGAUCUCCCGAAUACUGAACAAUAUUCAGUAUACGAUUUACAACUAUUGACAUCACCUCGGGGUCUCCUUUCCGCAGGUGACAGCAUGAGCUCCCCUGGCGUGACUCCCGAGCUGGACAUGAAGGACGUGGAGCUGAACGAGAUGGACCCCGAAAAGCAGCCCAUGAACGCCUCUUCGCCCCUGGCCGGCUCUCCGGGCAGCCUGGGCGAGAAGAACGGGGUGGUGAAGGUGAAGAUGGAGGAGGAGGAAGAGGAGGCCGAGAUGGCGGCCAAAUUCACCGGCUUGACCAAGGAGCAGCUGCUCCAGGUGGCCGGCACCCCCGGCUGGGUCCGGACCCGCUGGGCCCUGCUGGUCCUCUUCUGGCUGGGCUGGCUGGGCAUGCUGGCGGGGGCCAUCGCCAUCAUUGUCCAGGCCCCCCGCUGCAAAGACCUGCCCAAGCAGGACUGGUGGCAGAAAGGAGGGAUCUACCGGAUCCUGCAGGUGGAAGGCUUCCAAGAUUCGGGCAGCGACGGCACAGGCGACCUGGCAGGGGUGAAAGAGAGGAUGAGCUAUUUAAGCAAGCUGAAAGUGAAAGGUUUUGUCAUCGGCCCUCUGCACGUGAACCCCGAGGAUCAGCCCUACAGCACCAACCUCCAAGACGUGGACCCAAAACUGGGCACCUUGCAGGACUUCAGAGAUGUUGUGCAGGCCGCGAAGAAGAAAAGUUUAAAGGUUAUCUUGGACCUGACGCCUAACUAUCGUGGCCAGUUACCCUGGUUUAGCCAAGAUGUGUGGCUUAAGGGUGAUUUCCAGAAUAAAAUGAAAGAAGCCAUCCAGUUUUGGCUGAGGGAAGGAGUGUCUGGGAUCCAAAUCGGAAGUGUGGAGCAUUUAAACGAUUCCCAACUCUUGAGCGAGUGGAAGAACUUAACGGAACAAGAGAACAUUGAUGAUCAGGCCAGGGUCCUGAUUGCCACGACUGAUCUUAGAGACCCUCGAGAGGUUUUCUCGCUUCUGAACGAAACCUCCGGGGUGGACCUGCUCACCAGCCAGUACCUUCAUGAGCUGUUGAGACCUGAUCAGGACGACACCACCCUGGGACACACUGCCCAGAAACUGAUCCUAGAUUAUAUCCAAGAAGCUGGAAGCCGAUGGCCCGGCUGGAGCAUCGGUAGAUCCGAUUUUGGACAUUUGGCCCAAUCUAUGGGGGAGCAGCUGCUUCGCCUCCACCAUCUACUCCUUUACACCCUGCCCGGGACCCCCUUCACAGAUUACGGAGAUGAAAUUGGCCUGCGGGACACUUUGGGGCAGCCUGCAUCCUCCAACAUCACACACAUGCAGUGGGACAACACGGCGAAUUACGGAUUCUCACGAGGGCCGCAGCAGGUGGCUGAACCCGAGGCCAGCAACGUCACUGUGCAGGUCCAGCAGGGCCACAAGGGGUCCAUCCUGAGCUCCUUCCAAGAACUGAGCGAGCUUCGAACGAAGGAACGCUCCCUUCUGCACGGCGACUUCGACCUGGUGCAAAGCUCUAACCCAGCGGUCUUCUCCUACCUUCGGAUCUGGGACCAGAACAAGCGAUUCCUGGUGGUGCUCAACUUCGCCUACCAGGAGAUCUCGGUCUCCCUCCUUCACUCCCAUCUCCCAGCCCAAGUGGAGGUGGAGCUCAGCACCCAUGCCGGCCGGGAGGAGAAGCAGCUGGAUUUUCAGAACCUCAAGCUCCUUCCCUCGGAAGGCCUUCUCCUCAGCUUCCCCUACGUGGCCUAGUUGGUCUUUCUUCCCGGCACAGUCUGGCCCAUCUUCAGAAAGAAGUUCCUCUAAAAGAAGACACUCCAGCCAAGGGUGGCUUCAGAUGCCUCUCCUGAACUUACUAACCUCCUUCUUCUGUAUUGUCCCACCUGUCUCUGUUACCCCAUAGCUCAGCCUUUCUAGACCCCAGAUUCCGGUUCCCACAACCAGCUGGUCGGAAGAAAGUCUAGGUGGUUCCUAACCACACGUAGAGGCUGAAGUGGGCCGAGGUCACCUCUGUUCCCUCAACAUUCCAGGAUACUGCCAAUAUUUUUCCCUAAAAUUUGAUAUUAGCAGGUCAACACACCAUCUUGGAGACAGAGGGAGAUGUGAACCUCCAUUCUCUCGGGCUGGAGGUGAUGGGCUUCCAUGAAACGAUGGACUACUCAACUUAAGAUGGGUG
Protobothrops mucrosquamatus (brown spotted pit viper) is the source of this 2176-nucleotide messenger RNA. It is a transcript of the gene SLC3A2, whose product is annotated as solute carrier family 3 member 2. Lineage: Eukaryota; Metazoa; Chordata; Lepidosauria; Squamata; Viperidae. The coding region runs from base 1 to 1752 and encodes 583 amino acids. The record is from RefSeq and is a predicted model, not a curated record. The transcript has 10 exons. Gene Ontology annotation, biological process: carbohydrate metabolic process; amino acid transport.